CCGAGGGAAGAAGAGAUUUUCAGUCUGUGCUUGCGGCCAUAUUGUGAGUCAUCAUUCUGUUAUCUAUGAACUAGGUGUAUCUGUGUUUGACAAGAACCAUAUUUAUUUAUAACAACGUAAUUAUUAGAAAAGAUUCACGAUGGCUGAUCAUUUCGAACUGAAAUGGGAUCCGAAAAACUUAGAAAUCAGGACAAUGUCCGUGGAAAAAACGCUCGAACCCUUGGUCCUUCAAGUGACCACCUUAGUGAAUACCAAUGGUCCGAGCAAAAAGAAAAAGGGCAAAUCGAAACGUUCUAGUGCGCUCGUGAGUACAGUAGAAAAGGCUACGGAAAAUUUUAUUGAGAAAGGCGAACAGAUAGCCUAUGAAAAUCCGGAUAUAACCCAAGAAAUGCUAGCAGCUGUUGAUGAAGUGAGAAAAACUGGAACUCAAAUGAGCAAGGACGCACGCGAGUUUGCUGAAGAGCCGUGCUCAUCGCUCAAACGGAGCAACAUGGUGCGGGCAGCCCGCAACCUGCUGUCCGCUGUUACUCGUCUGUUGAUCCUCGCGGACAUGGUGGACGUCCACUUGUUGCUCAAGUCCCUCCACGUCGUCGAGAACGACAUCGAGAAGUUGAAGAAUGCUUCGAGUAAUGGCGAGUUGUUGGACAACAUCGAGAAAUUUAGGCAGAACGCCAAUGAACUGAUGAAUCAGGCAGCCAAGCGACAGCAGGAGCUGAAAGAUCCGCAGCUGAGGGACGAUUUGGCCGCCGCCAGGGCAGUGCUCAAAAAACACUCGACCAUGCUGCUUACCGCCUCGAAGGUUUACGUUAGACAUCCAGAAUUGGCCGCCGCCAAGGCCAAUAGGGAUUAUGUGCUCAAGCAGGUGUGCGAAGCGGUGAACACGAUCAACGAUGUCGCUCAAGGUCGGGCCCCGCCCACCGCCGGGCCCUACGACGGUCCCGGCGAGCUGGCAGCCGCCCUCGACGACUUCGACGAGCACAUCAUCAUCGAACCGCUCGCCUACAACGAGAUCCACACGCGUCCCUCCCUGGAGGAACGUCUUGAGAGCAUCAUCAGCGGGGCCGCUCUAAUGGCGGACUCUAGCUGCACUCGGGACGACCGCCGCGAGAGGAUCGUCGCCGAAUGCAACGCCGUGCGGCAGGCCUUGCAGGACCUGCUCUCGGAGUACAUGUCCAAUAUGGGCAACAAAGACAAACGGGACAGUUUGGGCAGGGCGAUUGACAACAUGAAGGGCAAAACGAAGGAUUUGCGCCGGCAGUUGAGGAAGGCGGUAGUCGACCAUAUCUCUGACAGUUUCAUGGAGACGAGCAUCCCGCUUCUGAUUUUAAUCAAAGCUGCGCAGAACGGUAACGAGAAAGAGGUGGAGGAGUGCGCGGCAGUGUUCACCGAGCACUCGAAUAAACUAGUAGAGGUGGCGAAUCUGGUGUGCAGCAUGUCGAGCCACGAGGACGGCGUUAAAAUGGUGCGCUACGCGGCCGCCCAAAUCGAUUCCCUCUGCCCGGAAGUGAUAAACGCCGCUCGGAUAUUGGCCGCGCGUCCGCGCAGCAAAGUCGCUCAGGAGAACAUGGACGCGUUCCGUAACACGUGGGAGAACCACGUGCGCGUGCUCACCGAAGCGAUCGACGACAUCACGACCGUUGACGAUUUCCUCGCGGUGUCCGAAAGCCACAUAUUGGAGGACGUCAACAAGUGCGUGUUGGCGUUGCAGGAAAACGAAGCGGACAGUUUGGAGAGGACCGCGGCCGCUAUCAGAGGACGAACCGGUCGUAUAGGCGUGGUCGUAGCCGCCGAAAUGGACAACUACGAACCCUGCGUCUAUACCAAGCGCGUGAUGGAAGCCGUGAAGGUGUUGAACGACCAGGUGAUGCCGAAAUUUACGCAGCGCGUCCAAAUGGCGGUGCAGGCGAUCCUGAGCGGUCAGGACGGGCAACCGACCAAGGAGCUGGACGAGAACGAGUUCAUAGACGCGUCGCGUCUCGUCUACGACGGCGUCCGCGAGAUCCGACGCGCCGUCCUGAUGAAUCGCUCCGACGAGGACCUGGACCCGGAGGACGUCGAGCUGGACGAGAACUACACGUUGGAGACGAAGAGCAAGUCGAGUGCGCAUACCGGCGAGCACGGUGUCGACGAGUACCCGGAGAUUAGCGGUAUCACGACGGCGCGCGAGGCCAUGGGCAAAAUGCCCGAGGAGGACAAGCAGAAGAUCCUGCAGCAGGUGGAAUACUUCAGAAGUGAAAAGUUGAAGUUCGACCGUGAGGUUGCCAAGUGGGAUGACGCGGGUAAUGACAUCGUCGUCCUCGCGAAGCACAUGUGCAUGAUCAUGAUGGAGAUGACGGACUUUACCAGGGGUCGCGGACCGCUAAAGACAACGAUGGACGUCAUCAACGCUGCGAAGAAAAUCUCCGAAGCCGGUACGAAACUAGACAAACUUACGCGGCAAAUAGCGGAGCAGUGUCCCGAGAGUUCGACAAAAAAGGACCUGCUCGCUUACCUACAACGCAUCGCCCUGUACUGUCACCAGAUGAACAUCACGUCGAAGGUGAAAGCGGACGUGCAGAACAUAAGCGGCGAGCUGAUCGUUUCCGGAUUGGACAGCGCUACGUCGCUGAUACAGGCGGCCAAGAACCUGAUGAACGCCGUCGUGUUGACGGUCAAGGCCUCGUACGUCGCGUCAACCAAGUACCCGAGACAGGCGACCGUCGCGUCUCCGAUAGUGGUGUGGCGGAUGAAAGCGCCCGAGAAGAAACCGCUGGUACGGCCGGAAAGGCCCGAAGAGAUCCGUGCCAAGGUUCGCAAGGGAUCGCAGAAACAGGUGCAGAAUCCGAUCCACGCUCUGUCCGAGUUCCAGAGCCCCACCGAGUCGGUAUGAGUCGUACGUUGACGAAAUUAAUAGCAGUCAUUGGGUGCCAAUAUUUCUUAAUUAUGGUUUGUUGAAUAAUGCAAUAUAUGAUUAAGUACUAGGUGAUCGACAGACCAUUUCAUCUUCGUAAAACUAACGAAAAUUUCUAUUUGUUUCUGAAUGCCAAUUUUGGUUGUGGCAACGCUGUGUGAUAUUUUCUCGGCAUUCCUUUUAUAUAUACAGGAUCUUUCUUUUUUUACAGUAUUCUAAGAGCAUUUUUAUAGCAUCUAACAUCUUUUGUUUAUGUAGUGAUACAUAACUGUCACCAUAUAUAUAUUUACAAUUUGUGUUUUCUUUUGGUAUUUGCUAUUUGUAGUGACUGAAAUAAAAUACAAUAAAUAUUUAUCUAUU
Cylas formicarius (sweet potato weevil) is the source of this 3250-nucleotide messenger RNA. RefSeq names its product catenin alpha. Lineage: Eukaryota; Metazoa; Arthropoda; Insecta; Coleoptera; Brentidae. Gene Ontology annotation, cellular component: adherens junction; catenin complex. Gene Ontology annotation, molecular function: beta-catenin binding; cadherin binding; actin filament binding. The transcript has 11 exons. The coding region runs from base 140 to 2869 and encodes 909 amino acids. The record is from RefSeq and is a predicted model, not a curated record. Gene Ontology annotation, biological process: cell-cell adhesion; cell migration.